CAUUUUGAAAAAAGAACCUUCAGUUUAUAUAACACGACUGAUCUGUUUAUUUACUACUUAAUAUUUUUAAGUUAUUUUAUAGAUAGAAAGUAGUUUUUUCUUUGUAUCAACAUGAAUGCUCCGACGCCGAAAAAUGUGAAAUCUACAAAGAGUAGACUGGAUACUAUUAACCAGCCUGACGAAAGCGUCAGCAAGAAACCAAAUGCGAUGUCUAAGACACAGUCGCACUUCCUCGUACCGUCUGAGAAGCUAGAUAAGGUGACUAGGAGAGUCAUAGCACCUUAUGCGCAAAUUGAAAGGAAAGGUCUUAAAGAGGAAGAAGACAAGGCUGGCAGAUACCUGGACAUGAACAGAUUCAACGUUUUCUUAGAGGACACAGUAGACCUGGAGUCCUUACUGUAUGAGACCGCGAUGGUGCUGAAAACUGUCACCGAUAGCUCAGGUGUAUUUGUGUACAUUGUGGACAAACUGAAAAAUGAAAUCGUUUUGAUGCACCCGGAUACGAAGAACCCGGAUAGACAUCAGAUAAACUUGACUAUAGAGGAAGGCAAGACCGCUGCCGCUCACGUGGCUUCCACCAAAGAGUUUCUACUCCUGGAGGACGUCCAACGUGACCGCCGGUUCUCUGACGGGCUCAGAUGGAUAGACGCGAAGGUGGCUCUCUGCAUGCCGGUCGUCAAGCCAGACGGAGAAUGCUACGCCGUUCUAGAACUAUACAGAACUUAUGCGAAAGCGUAUGACGAUAACGUAGUGUACACGGUGGUGAGCGUGGCGUGCUGGGCGGGCGCGGCGGUGCACCAGGCGCAGGCUCGCGUCACGUACUCAAGGACUUCGCAUCUCAACGCCGAGCUGCGCACCUUACUGCAGAACUACUUCUGUGAUCUAGCCUCCAUUGACACCAUGCUUACUGAUAUGCUGACGGUUGUGAAAUCGUUUAUCGGCGCUUUACGCAGUAGUUUCUACAUAAUUGACAAGGACCACAUCGGUACUCAGAUCCAAGCAGACAUGUGGGAUGACGGCUGGUCUAAUGAAAAGACAACCAUGCCUAAGAAGAAACUGAAAGUCAAUUUAAGCCUAGAACAGAACCCAGCUGGCUACGUGGCUCGUAAUGGUGAAACUCUCAACGUGCGCGACGCUUACAAGGACCCCCGGUUUAAUAAAGAGAUAGAUCCCACAACUGGGACAGUGGUGCGCUCCUGUCUGGUGUCACCUAUCACUGAUAAAACUGGAGUCAUUGGUGUAGUGCAGCUGACAAACAAGACGACUUCACAGCCCUUCAAUAAGGACGACGAGGUGAUAUUCUCUGUGUUCGUCAGCUACUGCUCUCUCAUCGUACACUUCUAUACCAUGCAGCAGAAGAAGAUUUACCACGAAAACUUGAACCGCGUAUAUUCCGAACUGAUGAGCAUACACUUGAGUCCGUGCAAACAUGAUAUGGAUGAGCUGAUGGAGAGUAGUGGCGUCGUUCUACCGCCGAACACCUUUAAGAGCUUCGACUACCAUAUAAGCGACGGCAACAGCAGUAAGGAGGAUAUGGCGGGGCUGGUCUGCCACAUGUUCACGGAAACCUUUGCCACUCGCCACUUCGAGAAGUUUCAGCUCGGAGACUUCGUGCUCUCCGUACUGGGGUGUUACAGAGACAAUCCUUAUCACAACGCUGAACACGCCUUCUGUUUCACUCACACCAUGUAUAUGAUACUCAUCAAUAAUAACGGAUACUUUGAUUUUAUUGAGACGGUAGCUCUAAUGUUAGCGGGUCUGUGCCACGACUUGGACCACCCCGGCUUCAACAACAACUUCCUGACUCUGUGCAAGCAUCCGCUCUCAAGCAUGUACAGGACGUCAAUGUUAGAAUACCACCACUACUUCCUAGCCAAGAAGAUGAUUGAAGAUAAGAACAUUCUACAAAAGUUGCCGACGAUCGACCAGGAGCGCAUCAUGGAGGAGAUCAAGUACAACAUCCUGUGCACAGACCUCGCCGUGUACUUCCAGAUCAGGGCGCAGCUCACGCCGCUGCUGGCCGACCACCAGUUCGAAUGGUCCGAUAACUCGCACAGGAAAAUGCUUAAGGGUAUUUUAAUGACGACAAGUGAUCUAUCCGGCUGCUGCAAACCCUUUGGCGUGUCGAAAGCGAUAGCUGAAUCUGUCUAUGAAGAGUUUUAUGCUCAGGGCGACCGCGAGCGCGCGAUGGGCUACACGCCACUGAGCAUGAUGGACCGGCGCCGCGCCAUCAACCAGCCCGCGGAACAGAUACAGUUCCUGUCCGUCGUGGUGCUGCCGUGUCUGCUCAUGCUGCAGAGCAUCUUCCCCAACACACACCCGCUCACUGAUAACUGCAGGAAAACCCAAGAGGCCUGGCACGAGGAGAUCGAGAUCCGCGGCCAGAAGCUGUGGCGGCAGGAGGACUCGCUGCCCAGCAGUCAGAAGAACCUGCUCAAAGAGGAGAACAAGUCUGACUACGAGAUUAAUAACUGAACCUUAUUCAUUAUCUUAUAGUUAUUUGUUAAUUUACUGUUUUAAAUUAAACUUAUUUUAAGA
This is a messenger RNA of Trichoplusia ni (cabbage looper), 2538 nucleotides long. Its product is annotated as cAMP and cAMP-inhibited cGMP 3',5'-cyclic phosphodiesterase 10A-like. Lineage: Eukaryota; Metazoa; Arthropoda; Insecta; Lepidoptera; Noctuidae. Gene Ontology annotation, molecular function: protein binding; 3',5'-cGMP-stimulated cyclic-nucleotide phosphodiesterase activity. The coding region runs from base 112 to 2475 and encodes 787 amino acids. The record is from RefSeq and is a predicted model, not a curated record. The transcript has 15 exons. Gene Ontology annotation, biological process: signal transduction; negative regulation of receptor guanylyl cyclase signaling pathway.